AUGGUGGGAAACAAUUCUAAAGGCGUACAGAAGAAGAGGAAGCUAGCUCCCUCUCGAAAGAACACUCGAUCAAAAGCAGUACGCUCUCCAAGCACGUCGGCUAUCAAUUCUAGCCCUCCCGAAAACCCCUCAGAGCCCUCUGCAGCCUCCCAAAACCUGAUCGGUCCCCCUCCGCCCAGAGGACAGAAGCGAAGAUCUGUUCCUGAAGACAAGCAGUCAGACAAGCCCAUAGAAGAGUCCAUAGAAGAGCAUCCAGACAAGCAACUACGGAAAGAUCCACAACACACGUCAAAGUCCAGCAAGCAACUCAGUAAAGCAAACUUGGAAGAACACAAUAGACUUCUGCGAUCGGGAACAGCUGACGAAACGAGACGCCCAGCGAAGAGACGGUUGCAGUCAUCAAGUAAUACCAGCAUGACCCGGGACACAGAAUCAGGACGCACGUAUGCAUCAACCGCAGCUCAUUACCGCUUCGGUACGCUCGAAUAUGCAAGAAUCUUCAUUAGGCCUGGACCUCCGCCCAAGAAAAUUCAAUCUCUGGUCGACGCUGUCAUCCAGCGUAAAAUCAAUGAAGAUAGGAAGCGCGAACUAGAGCGCAUCGCCCAGUCUCUACACCGCGAUAUUAUCGAUUGUCUCUGUGGAGCAGGCAGGGAGGAUGAUUACAUCGAACCGAUCCAACGCGCCCUAUCUUCAAUGGACAGUGAUAGGAAGUUCCAUUUUCCAAGAAAAACAGACUGGGAAGCAAGCCUAAAACCCAAUAUCGAGCCAUCCUCGUUGAGUUUGAAUUUGAAUUUCCUUGCAAAGUUCAAAAAAGUAGCAAAUAACGCUAUUACCUCGUCGAAGAAACGAAAAGCCAACAAAUCUACGCUUUCCUCCAAUGCAUCCCAGCUUGCCGUCGAGCCCUCUUGCACCCCAGUCCAAUCCGAACCGAAAGUCCUGGCCGUGAAAACCGCUCGUCCGGAUAUUACGGUCGGUCUUCUUCACGAGACUGUGUUAGAGGCAUUGGCAGCGCGAGGUCUUGGGAGCCUUAGAGCCACAUUGUUCUUGAAAAACUUACAAAUGCAGCAGGUACUUUAUUCUAAUCCUACCCAGCACGACCUACCGAUCCGCUUCCCGACGAUGGUCAUCGAGGGCAAGUCAUACGCAACUGGCAAGCCGAUAUUUGACGCGCAAAAUCAUGCCGCUGUGUCCGGAAGCUGCAUGAUCAAAUUACAACAAGAUCUUGCUUAUCUCGCCGGUUGCACCUCUUCCGAGUCCUCUUCUCCCCAAAAAGCACCUCUGGCCUUCUCGAUCUGUACCGAAGGACCCCACAUGGAGCUGUGGGUCCAUCAUACUACAUCGGAGGAGAGGAUCUGCACGUACAAUAUGAACAUCUUAAGAACCUGCCAUGCGUCCAUUUUAAAAGGAGUGACAGAAUUUUUUAUGGUGGUCGACAACGUGAUGAGGUGGACUAGCGGUGACUUUCUCAACGACAUUGCCCAGAAACUGGCCUCGGCGGCAACUGCUGAACGGGAGCACCAGUAG
Endocarpon pusillum Z07020 is the source of this 1524-nucleotide messenger RNA. RefSeq lists its product as uncharacterized. Bases 1 to 1524 code for a protein of 507 amino acids. Lineage: Eukaryota; Fungi; Ascomycota; Eurotiomycetes; Verrucariales; Verrucariaceae. The record is from RefSeq and is a predicted model, not a curated record. The transcript has 3 exons.